Molecule: messenger RNA, 1081 nt
Organism: Humulus lupulus (European hop)
Lineage: Eukaryota; Viridiplantae; Streptophyta; Magnoliopsida; Rosales; Cannabaceae
Product: probable carbohydrate esterase At4g34215
Exons: 2
Coding region: 190-960 (256 amino acids)
Source: RefSeq, a predicted model, not a curated record
UCAUUGCAGUGGGCAUUUGCAUGAUUCACUUUGAUUCAGACUGUAUAUAUAUAGAACCAAAAUCAUAAGGGGGUGAAAUGACUGAAAGAAAUGCAUCACAGAUAGAACAAACGUCAUACUAGACAGAAAGAAGCCACCUUUUUCGUUUUGGCAAAAACCCAACAUCGUUUUUUGCCAGUUUAAUCAACCAUGGCUGCACCAUUGUUUUUCUGGUUAUUCUCUCUUGUGUCGAUUUCUAAUGUAGCCAUAGGGACCUCUAUUCCGAUGGACAUUUUCGUAUUAGCAGGACAGAGCAACAUGGCCGGCCGAGGUGGCGUUUCACACGGGGUACGGGACCAUUAUGUCCCGCCGAAAUGCAGCCCCAAUAGACAGAUACUUCGGCUCAGCGCUAAGCUAGAAUGGGAGAGCGCCCAUGAGCCACUCCACGCGGACAUUGACACCGGAAAUGUUUGUGGGGUUGGACCCGGGAUGGCCUUUGCCAACGAGGUUGUUCGAGCCAGGGGGGGCAGCGUCGUGGUGGGACUGGUCCCUUGUGCUAUCGGUGGGACCAGAAUUAGCCAGUGGAUAAGAGGAACUCCGCUGUACUCUAGUCUGCUGAGAAGGGCCCAAGAGUCGUUGAAGGAAGGGGGAACGAUACGCGCCGUUUUGUGGUUUCAGGGAGAGAGCGAUACUCUGAGAACAAGUGAUGCUGUGGCCUAUGGGGGGAACAUGAAGAAGUUCAUAAUGGACAUUCGCUCUGAUCUAAAUAUCCCUAAUCUUCUCGUUAUACAGGUGGCACUUGCAUCUGGAGAAGGACAAUACAUAGAAGAGGUGAGAAAGGCUCAGCUUCAACUCAACUUACAAAAUGUUAAGUGUGUUGAUGCCAAGGGAUUAAACCUUAAAGCUGAUAAGCUCCACCUUACAACUACUUCUCAUGUUCAUCUUGGUCUCAAGUUAGCUAAUGCCUUUCUUGCUUCAUAAUGCUCAACUCAAAAGGGCCUGAAUUUUUUUUAGUAAAGAUGUAAUCUUUAUUGGGGUUUUAAUUAACUUAGCAUAUAGAUUAUGGAAGCCUUGACUUUCCAAAAUUGUAUUUAUGUUCAUU